Messenger RNA from Ornithorhynchus anatinus (platypus), 1451 nucleotides. It is a transcript of the gene B4GALT7, whose product is annotated as beta-1,4-galactosyltransferase 7. Gene Ontology annotation, biological process: carbohydrate metabolic process; proteoglycan biosynthetic process. Bases 112 to 1095 code for a protein of 327 amino acids. Gene Ontology annotation, molecular function: xylosylprotein 4-beta-galactosyltransferase activity. The record is from RefSeq and is a predicted model, not a curated record. The transcript is spliced from 6 exons. Lineage: Eukaryota; Metazoa; Chordata; Mammalia; Monotremata; Ornithorhynchidae.
GGAGGAGCCACCGGAGGAGCGGGAGGCCCAGGCGCCGCCUAGACGGGGCGGCGGGACCGGCCGGGCCCCGGAGCCCCGAAACCCCUCCAUGCACCGCCGUCCCCGCCCAGGAUGUUCCCGGCCCGGAGGAAGCCCCGCCUGCCCUGGGAGGACUCCAGGUCCCGCCUGCCACUGGGGAUGGCGCCCCGAAGGUGCACCGUGUUCCGCCUCUUCUUCGCCUGCCUGGUCCUGGGCUUCCUUUCCCUGCUCUGGCUGCAGCUCAGCUGCUCCGGGGACGGGGACCGCCGGGAGCGGGCCUGGGGGGAGGAGGCCGCGGCGGCCCCCGGUUCACAGAGGGCUUGUGACCCGGGCCCGGUCCAUUUUGAGGAGGACCCGUCCUGGGAUCCCCACCGCCUUGCGCUGCUGGUCCCUUUCCGGGAGCGCUUCGAGGAGCUCCUGGUAUUCGUUCCCUACAUGCACCGCUUCCUGAGCAAGAAGAAGAUCCGACACCAUAUCUACAUCCUCAACCAGGUGGAUCACUUCAGAUUUAACCGGGCAUCCCUGAUCAACGUGGGCUUCUUGGAGAGCGGCAAUGGCACGGACUAUAUCGCCAUGCACGACGUGGACCUGCUGCCCGUCAACGAGGCGCUCGACUACAGCUUCCCGGAGGCUGGGCCCUUCCACGUGGCGUCACCCGACCUGCACCCGCUCUACCAUUACAAGACAUACGUGGGCGGCAUCCUGCUCCUCACCAAGCAACAUUACCGGCUGUGCAAUGGUAUGUCCAACCGCUUCUGGGGCUGGGGCCGAGAGGACGAUGAAUUCUACCGCCGCAUCCGGGGGGCCGGGCUUCAGCUGUUCCGCCCUUCGGGCAUAACUACGGGCUACAAGACCUUCCGCCACCUGCACGACCCAGCCUGGCGCAAGAGGGACCAGAAACGCAUCGCGGCCCAGAAGCAGGAACAGUUCAAGGUGGACAAGGAAGGAGGACUGAGCAACGUCCGGUACCGCGUGGAUUCUCGGACCGCGCUCACCGUGGGCGGGGCCCCCUGCACCGUCCUCAACAUCCUUCUGGACUGCGACCCGGCCCAGACGCCCUGGUGCUCCUCUGGCUGAGCGGCCGCCACCCCGGCCUCCCAUCCAUAUGUCCUCGCCGGGAGCCCCGGCCCACCUGCGCGCCCCGUUCUCCCACAGCCCGGGGGUUUUGGACGCCAGGACCACGUGGGAGGGGCCCCGGGCCCCGAGGAAGCCAGCGGGGAACCCCCCUGUUCCCCCGCCCCGGUGGGCCUGAGGGCCGGAGGCUACAGGGCCGUGGUCAGCCACCGCGGCCGGCUCCGCUCUCCCCCGGCCCAGACUCAAGCUGGCCGGUGCGACUGAGGAGGGCGGGCUCUGGAGGUCAGUCCGACGGGCUGGACAGCAAUAAAGAGUAACCCUGGGCUCGUGGCCCGGGCUCCCCUGCGCUGAACUCUGCA